AUGUUACGUUCCAAAUCCAGAUCUGGUUAUUUGGAAUUCGGGCAAAAGAAGCAUCAAUCCUUUCUCAUUAGAAGCAUUUCCGGAUCGAAGAUUUGUAGGGGAGAUGCUCUUGCUUCACAAGUCGCUAAAGAAGCCGUCGUUUCCGUUGAUCGCAAGUCAAUUAGUUUAUCAGAGAAUCGGAUUGUUAAGGCUGCAAUGAUGCAAAAGCAAGUAACCGAUUUAGAGGAGGAGUUGAAGAACACAAAAGCGAGAUUAAAUGAAGCAGAACGAGAAAAAAACCGGCUCAUUACGGAGGUUAAUGCAGGGUUGUCAAAGGCGUUUGAGGCUAAAUUGGCAGAAAGGGAUAAAUAUUUAGAACAAUUGAAAAAGGAAUUGGCCACAGUUAAGGAUGAAAGCAAAAAACAGAUGCAGGAAUUGGAAGAUCAGGUGGAAAAAGCAAAGCAAUCGGAAUCAAAAAUGUUGGAGUCGCUGAUGUUUCAAACGCAAGAAAUUAUGCAAACUAAAAUGGAUUUAGAAGAAUCGAAACUUGAAGUUGCUUCACUUUACGAGAGGCUCGAGAAUGGUGGCAACAACAACACAUCAAAAGCAUUAAAAGAAGAAAUCGCAAAGCUGAAGAACGAAGUAAAACAUGCAAUGGAAGGCGAGGAGAAAAGCAAGAAGGCGAUGGAUGGUUUAGCAUCUGCAUUACAAGAAGUAGCGACAGAAGCAAGUAUGACAAACGAAAAACUAAGAUCAACAGAAGCGAAAGUAACCGAUUUGAGCUCAGAAGUCGAGCGAUUAACGGAAGAACUCGAGAUACAAAGGGAAGAAUACGAUCGAUUACGAGUGGAAUCUGAGGAAUCUUAUCUCACAUGGUCAUCAAAAGAAAUGGGAUUCAUAACUUGUAUAAAAAAAUCCGAUGAAGAAUCCGCCGCCGCUAAACACGAAAACAACCGGCUGAAAGAAGCCCUAGUCUCCGCCGAAAACACAGCACGAAUCGCGAGAGAAGAAGCUUUCAAGCUUCGAGACAUUCUCAAACAAGCCCUAAACGAAUCAAACGUCGCUAAAGAAGCCUCCAACAUCGCUCGAUCGGAAAAUUCAGAACUCAAAGACUUACUAGCAGAAAAAGAAGACGCAUUACAUUUCCUCACAAAGGAAAACGAACGAUUACGAAUCAACGAAGUCGCAGCUCGUGAAAACGUGAAAGAGUUCAAGAGAUUAUUAGCUGCAAAAGCAGAAGCUGAAAAAUUCUACGACGAAAAAGAACACAACGACGAUUUCGACUCCCCGCUUUCGUGUCUCUACGAAGAUCAUUACGACGGAAGAGGAACACCACGGCAGACAUUCAGCUUCGAUUUCGACGACCUGAAAGCGUUCAACAAAGACGACGACGUUUUCAACAACUUCGAAGACGAAACAGUUGCUGAUAUCGCUGUAGGUGAUGAUCCGGAGAAGGCGGAGGCGUUGAAAGGUUCGAUUUUUGACAUGUCGGCUUCGCCUAAAUCAGAGCCGCAGACGCCGAAGUUUAAACCGGAGCACCGGCGAGCUUCGUCGAUUUAUACGGAUGCAGGUGGGGUGGGUCAAGGGGAGGAAGGCGAGAACGCCGGUAGUAGUGGGCAUAGCCAUAGCCAUGGUCAUACGGAAGAUGGAGAUGAUAGGAGCUACUACAGCCGUAAGAAGCUGUUUAAGAAGAUCGGAGAACUUAUCGUCGGAAAACAAACCAGUAAAAAAGAAGGCUCAGAAACGCCUAAAGAACAUGGAAAAGAAAAAGAACAGAGCAAAGAACAGAGUAAAGAAAAAGAACAGAGUAAAGAAAAAGAAAAGGAACAGGGUAAAGAAAAAGAGCAGGGUAAAGAAAAAGAAGAGGGUAAAGAACUAGCGAUUGCAGAAACGACGACGCAUCAUUCAAGUGGAUUUAGUGGAUACACAACCGCUGGAUGGAAAAAAGUUGCUUUAUAUUACGGGCCUUAUGGUGGUUCAAAGGAUUCUUGAUACAAAAAGCUCGGUACAGAAGGAGUUUGUUCACCUCUUAUGAAGUAUAGACAGAUUAUUAUUAUUUUUUUGCAAUUGUAAUUUAUCAUUUCUUAUUGUGGGACGUAAUAUAUUUACAUUUUGAUGAUUUAGAUGAUAUGAUUUAUAUUUAUAUUUAUGCCUAUAAGAGUUGUAUACAUUAAGUUGUUAGAUAUAUUGUCUAUUUAUAUA
This is a messenger RNA of Lactuca saligna, 2181 nucleotides long. The record is from the annotation of a GenBank genome assembly. NCBI's taxonomy places the organism in Eukaryota, Viridiplantae, Streptophyta, Magnoliopsida, Asterales, Asteraceae.